AUGACAAUCCUAUUGUGGCAACGAAACGAACGGACUUUACCAUUGAUAAAGGAUGAUCAAAAAUAUGCGGAUAAAGUUACGGAAAUAUCGAAUUUAAUAGAAGCGGAUUGGUUUUUUGAAAAUUAUCCAAUUUUUCAAGGAGUCGUUAAAGUGAUUGGGAAAAUACAAAAUUUUGUCACCGAUAUUUCGCAGUUACAAAGUAUUGUCAAAUACUUUAGAGAAUAUCGAGGUCUCGAAAGGUCCGCAAAAGCACUUACUCGUGCGUUAAAAGAACGUCCCGAUUUUGGAAAAUCGAGAGCAGGUCAAAACAUCGAAGAUGAAGAAGCUAUAAAUGUGGAUAUUUGUGAUAUGGAAAAUGCAAUACAUGUACAUAUACAAAAAGUAGGGACUGUCGCAAGACUUUUAAAAGAAAAUAUCGUUCUUUUUGAUGAAUUAUUCGACGACACAGCACAGUUCUCAAUAUCCAACACUAUCAGUAUACUGGAGUAA
This is a messenger RNA of Ambispora gerdemannii, 489 nucleotides long. Lineage: Eukaryota; Fungi; Glomeromycota; Glomeromycetes; Archaeosporales; Ambisporaceae. The record is from the annotation of a GenBank genome assembly.